Opisthorchis viverrini is the source of this 869-nucleotide messenger RNA. RefSeq lists its product as hypothetical. Lineage: Eukaryota; Metazoa; Platyhelminthes; Trematoda; Opisthorchiida; Opisthorchiidae. The transcript has 6 exons. The coding region runs from base 81 to 824 and encodes 247 amino acids. The record is from RefSeq and is a predicted model, not a curated record.
CAGAAUCUCGCCCGGAUUAUCUUUUUUGACACAGUGCAGAGUGAGCUUGGUCAGCUGAUGCUGGGCUGACACAGUGUAUAAUGGCCAGCUUUCCUGUCAACCCUCAAUCGCAAUCUUGGGUGAGCAGGCGUUUCCGAGCACAUCAAGAACAGACGAUACAUCCAAAGCCAGUUCAACCUGUGAUGACCAGCGUCGAGGUAGGCAGCCUAUGCAGUCAAAACGAAUUGCAGGCGAUAGAACGAUUGGCGGAAGACCUAAGAAGCGCCAAAAAGAACUUGACCCACUGGAUGGAACAAUUCACAAGCGACCCUAAUGGACUUGACCGAGGUUUAGCAAACGCCCUACUGAAACUCAGAGAAGCACUGGGAAAACAAAAGUGGCAGCUGGAACGACCUCGGCGAUAUAGAAUGCAAAUCGUCGUCAGUGGAGCACAAUAUCUGGAUGAAGUAACUGUACAUCAAGUGGAGUGUUUCAACCGAAUAAACGAGUAUUGCUCACUCGUCAUACGACAAGCUGUUACGCUUGAGAAUUCGUGUGCAGAAUACCUCUCAAAUAUGGAGGCUUCCAGAACAAAAGCUCGCUCCGACACAACCAAUCAGCCGAUGCCAAAUAUCGGAAUGGUGUCUAUUUUUCUGAAUCCCUCACCCGAUGGUAAACUGCCGGAUGUGGAGAAACGGGUACGCGCUGCGCGUGAGAUGCAAACCAAAAUGAACAAGAUUGAACGUAUGGUCAAGGAAGCCGAAGUGACAAUGAAUUUAGGAAGGAAACUCUUCAACGAAUUGGUUGAUAAAUGUGCCACUCAUCUCCUACAGUCGGACAUUUGAGCAACUGUCGUGGGGAACUUGUAUAUACUUGACAGAUAAACCCGA